AUGGUUGAUUCGGGCUACAAUAAAGACUGCACUAUCGACGCCUCGCCAGCAAAUCGACGGCGACUAGCACAAGCGAAUCGGCCCCGACAAAGUAAAAAGGGAGUCGGCAACAAUCGAAUCCUCGUACUGGCGAGAGCUAAAAGGCUUGGCCUCGCGGCCGCUGCGUGGUGUCGUUCGUCAGCCCUGCCCAUCUCCGAGGCUAUCGUGCUGUCUCUGCCAGCGGCUCGGUUGGCGCACCCGGCGAAGGCAGCUCUGCUGGCUGUAUCAGAGCACAGAGUACCACGCUGGAUGGAGCAGAGCGUGUACUCGGAGCGUAUAACUGGCGGGACGGGCGUCGUCAUCCCUCAGGCAAUGGACGCAGCUGCUAGCCCAAAGGUGCGAUGGCUGCAAAAGAUCCGUCGCGCGCUUGCACCAAACAGGCCCGCGGGCUGCGCCUAG
Trichoderma gamsii is the source of this 438-nucleotide messenger RNA. RefSeq lists its product as hypothetical. The record is from RefSeq and is a predicted model, not a curated record. The transcript is spliced from 2 exons. NCBI's taxonomy places the organism in Eukaryota, Fungi, Ascomycota, Sordariomycetes, Hypocreales, Hypocreaceae. Bases 1 to 438 code for a protein of 145 amino acids.